Molecule: messenger RNA, 2250 nt
Organism: Klebsormidium nitens
Lineage: Eukaryota; Viridiplantae; Streptophyta; Klebsormidiophyceae; Klebsormidiales; Klebsormidiaceae
Source: the annotation of a GenBank genome assembly
AUAUCUGCGGAUUGAAGGCAGCUUUGGCGGGCGGCCUCCUCAAUCACGAGGGCGGAAGUUGGAGCCCUGUCUCCACAAUGGCAUCAUGAUGGCAAUUUGGCAUGCCAAUGGCAAGCUGGGCAAGGCUUGUACGUUGUACAUCUCCUGUGCUCAAGAGAUCCUGUAGGGAGCCUACUGAAUUGGUGUUGCAAGUUGCCCUAUGAGCCGCGUGAGUUGGCUCGUAUGUCUGACAUUACCUUGGUGUAGUAAUCUUGACUGUCUUUGAGGAGAAGGGUGCCUGCAAUUGCAAUCAGCUUUCAAAGAUGGCCACGUUGGGGUUGAGGCGGCAAAGGCCAUCCGUAUUCGUCCACUUUCACAACUGGUCUGAGGACACAGGGAAUGGCAGGCGGACAUCUGGACUGCAGCUCGUCCUGUUCCCGGAGGAUCUCAAGCGCCCUCCUUCCGGGCCCUACAUAACGCACAAGAAUGCGCCGAGGCUUCUGACCUCGUGACUGGCAAUGCGAUUCCGGCGAUGCAGGGUUUUCAGUGUGGAUUGUGUGAGGCGCUCAUGGAGGAGCCUGCCACCCUGGGGUGCCAGCACAGCUUCUGCCGGAGCUGCAUCCUUGGCAGACUGGGUGUGCGAGGCCAAUCUGACUGCCCUGCAGAAGGCUGUGGGAAGAAGUACUACAGACAUACCCUGAAUGAGCCCAGCCCCGUCCAACAGGAAAUCGACGUGCUUCUCCGGCGUUGCAUCCAGGGUGUCAGCUGGGACUGCUCCAGGCGCUGCUACAAGCACGUGCAAGGCCAGUGCUCCUAUGUCGGAAGCAAGCAGGCUGUGGCGAGUCAUCAGAGGGAGUGCCCCCUGCGCCCAGUUGGACUGGCCCUGAUGGAGGGGGGGGAGCAGAUAGCAGUUCCCUACAAGGAUCUGCCUGCCGUGGUCCGUGAGCGACUGCCGGAGCGAGCUGACCAGAGAACCGGCGACUCCAUCAACGCCGGCGCCACCUUCGUUCAGAAUCGGAGGGUUUCUGCGGGGACUCCUGCUCGGCGCAAGAUGACGUCUGGAAGAGUCCCUCGGCAAGUCAGCGAAGCAUCCGUUGGGAACAGAGACGCUGCGCUCCAGCAGCGAGCCACACGCGAGAUUUAUCCUCAAGCUCCAUGCAGUGGGGCACAAGUCGUUGCAAAACGGGUUCAGAUAGUUGACAACCAGGGGCGUCACCUGCAGCAUGAAGGGCUUGCGAGACAGGGAGAGAAGGAGAAGAUUGAGAAGCCGGAGUCAGAUAAGCGGGAAUUGAAGCGACUCUGGGAGCGCGAAGCCAAAUCGUCGAAGCGUCUGGAGGUGGAGUUGCAGCAGGCGGCUACUCAGCAUGCUGCGGCGCUGGCAAAAGGCGCGAGGGUGCACAAACAGAAGGAGCGGGCCUGGGCUUCGGAGAAGGUGGAGCUUCUGGUCAGGUUGGAGACGCAGGCCGACAAGCUGUCCUCGGUUGAGGAGCGGUUCCGGCAAGGACGGCUAGAGUCACCCCUUGCAAACGAGGGGCGCCGUUUGGAAGAAGCAGUGGCAGGAUGGGAAAAGAAGUACUGGGAUCGUCGGAACGAGUGGAAGGCUGAGAAAGAAGGGCUGGAGACCGAGCUUGCAGAUGCCAGGGCGGAUGCCGAGAGCAAUCGCAAAGAUGCAGAGAGGGCGCAGAAGGAGCUGGAGCGUGUGCGCAGAGUGUUGCAGCAGGAACGCAGAGAUCUGGAGCGGGUGCGCAGAGUUUUGGAGAGGGCAGAGAAGGAUGAAGAGCGUCUUUGUGGUGUUUUAAAACGUGAGCGCAGAGACCUUGAGCGUGUGCGCGGAGAAAGGACGGAGCUGCGAUUGAAGCAGACCGAGACGUCCCUGGGUGUAGGGCAACUAGAGAGGGACCUUAACGACAAGAUCGCGCUGGUCAGGGAGCGCGAUGAGAAGAUUGUUCAGCUGAAGGCGGCGCUGAGCAACGAGACUACGCUGGUCGAGCAGCGCGGCGAGGAAGUUGCUCAGCUCAAGGCGGCGCUUCGGGGCAAGGAGAGGGAGCGGGACAGCCUCCGGGGCACGCUGGGAAAGGCGAAAGAGCUGUGUGAGCGGGUUGACAUGUUGGAGGCGGGGCUGGAGAGGGGACAGUGCGCGCAAGGCGACGCCUGGUUCUGCGUUGUGGAGGAAGCGAAGGGGCUGUUCAGCAACGGCCCUGAAGCAGGAGACGAAGACCUGCGCCGCAAGCGGCGCAGGCACUGACACGGCUACUGGGACAAGGGGCGAGG